CAAAACCAAAAAAAAGAAGGAAAAUGUAAACGAGAAUUUGAUUUUCUUUUGAUUUUCCGGUACCCGAGGGAAUCACUGUUCUUGGUUUUCUUUCCUCCACAAAUAAAAGAGUUCUGGUGGUUCAGUUACAUACUUUUAGGGCAAGUCGAGUAGGAUGAGGUUGCGACGGAUCUGAAUCCCUAUUCUUGGAGCACGUGUUGAAGAAAUUGGAGACUCCGACUACCUAUUCAAGCGGUCCCUUUCUAAUCAAUUUCAGCUGGAGAGAUGAAGACGGGUUCCAGAGAAGCAAGCCCUCACUGGAGUGUAUUUGACGGAGUGAAGAGUAUCCGAGCAACGCCUGAUGCUCUGAUGGCUGAGAUUAAUUCUGCGAUUUCUGGUUUUGAGUAUACCCGAGCUACUGCUCUCCUACAGUCCCCAUCUUCUUCCCUCUCAAAGAAUAAGACAGCUGAUGCAAAUUCAACAUCUCAAUAUGAUGUUCAAAUGGCUGAUGAAGCUUAUAAGGCGGGUUUGGCAUCCUUGGCUGGAGGAAAGCUUGACGAGGCUAUUCACUCUUUGAACAUUGCUCUCUCCAAGUGCCCACCUGAGAAAACUUCUGCUGUUGCCAAGCUUCAAUCUCUCAUUUCUCUCACGUCUCAGCAACUCCAAAACCACCAAAGCACGAAAGCCAGGAUCUUUCAGAAAUCUUCAACUUGAUUUGAUUGCCAACUAUCAGAGUUGUUUCUUCCAUUCUUAUGGAUGGAAGGGAGAUUCUUCUUGAAUCUUGAUAGUUGUCUUGAAAGCAGGGAUAUUUAAUGAACUUCUUUGAGAAAGAAAUAUAGAAGGGUGCCAUCAUUUGUAAAUAUAGCUGGAUCUAAGCAUAUAGAAGUUUGAACAUCCGACCCAAUGGUGGAAAAUCUGGUUGUAUUUUCUAUGCACAUGCAUUAUCAAAAGGUAUGUUGCUUAUUAACUUUUCGUCUGAGGAGGAACCUGUAUCGAAAAAUGCACAAAGAAUAUGA
Molecule: messenger RNA, 995 nt
Organism: Ilex paraguariensis (yerba mate)
Lineage: Eukaryota; Viridiplantae; Streptophyta; Magnoliopsida; Aquifoliales; Aquifoliaceae
Source: the annotation of a GenBank genome assembly